AUGCUCCAAAACCUCUGGCUGGUUCUGGCCGUGUACGGCAUUGCUGCCGUCUCGGCCGUACCGCGAACUUUGCCCAUGAAACAGAUCGAACUUGGUCCGCGGCCGUACUUUCUCGUCGACAGCAUGACAGAGGGCCCGCUGAAGUCUCAGCUCGAGAAGUGCAAGGAAAAACCGAUGAAGUCGUCCAAAUGGUCCAUUGGCCACCGAGGCGGUGCCCCUCUGCAAUUCCCCGAGCACUCCAGGGAGUCCAACCUCGCCGGCGCUCGAAUGGGUGCCGGUGUGCUUGAAUGCGACGUCUCCUUCACCAAGGACCGUGCCCUCGUCUGCCGCCAUAGCCAAUGCGAUCUGCACACGACGACGAAUAUCGUCACUAUCCCGGAGCUCAACGCCAAGUGCACUCAGCCGUUUCGGGCGGCCGCAGGUGGAAAGGCCGCAUCGGCCAAGUGCUGCACAAGUGACAUCACCCUCGAGGAGUUCAAGUCCCUGUGUGCCAAGAUGGAUAGCUUCAACAGUUCGGCCACGAAUCCGGUCGAUUUCCUUGGCGGUAUCCCCGGCUGGCGGACUAGUCUGUACGACUCCUGCGGUACCGUCAUCGACCACGAGGAGCACAUCGCUUUGGUGGAGUCGUUGGGUCUGCGACACUCGCCCGAGCUCAAGGUGCCCCAGGUCGAGAUGCCGUUUGAGGGUAAUUACACCCAUGCCAUGUAUGCGCAGCAGUUUAUAGACAACUAUAAACGUGCCGGCGUUCCUGCAUCACGCGUCAUGGCGCAGAGCUUCUACCUCACCGACAUCCUCUACUGGAUCGAAGCGGAACCGGCGUUUGGCAGGAAUGCCUUGCUGCUGGACCAGUCGGGUGAGACUCCAGAGACCUACGCUCAAGCAAUCAAAAACCUGGCUGGGUACCGCUCGAAUGGUGUCCGGACCAUUGCUCCGCCGCUCCAUUAUCUGGUGGAGAGCCGAAACGGGGCCAUCGUGCCGAGCAAGUAUGCUCGUCGAGCGAGCGAGCUGGGCCUCAGGGUCAUCACUUGGAGUCUUGAGCGAAGUGGGCCGCUUCCGGCGGUGCACAAGAACGGCGACUACUACUACACGCCCAUUAGAGACAUUGUAACGAAGGACGGCGACAUGUACGAGCUGGUUGACGUACUGUACAAGCAGGCGCAUGUGGUGGGUAUGUUCUCAGAUUGGAGCGCGACGGUGACGUUUUAUGCCAACUGCUUUGGCAUAGGUUUGUGA
This is a messenger RNA of Drechmeria coniospora, 1233 nucleotides long. RefSeq names its product glycerophosphoryl diester phosphodiesterase family protein. The coding region runs from base 1 to 1233 and encodes 410 amino acids. Gene Ontology annotation, molecular function: glycerophosphodiester phosphodiesterase activity. Gene Ontology annotation, biological process: lipid metabolic process. NCBI's taxonomy places the organism in Eukaryota, Fungi, Ascomycota, Sordariomycetes, Hypocreales, Ophiocordycipitaceae. The record is from RefSeq and is a predicted model, not a curated record. The transcript has a single exon.